Limulus polyphemus (Atlantic horseshoe crab) is the source of this 1931-nucleotide messenger RNA. Its product is annotated as alpha-N-acetylgalactosaminidase-like. The transcript has 8 exons. Gene Ontology annotation, biological process: glycosylceramide catabolic process; glycoside catabolic process; oligosaccharide metabolic process. NCBI's taxonomy places the organism in Eukaryota, Metazoa, Arthropoda, Merostomata, Xiphosura, Limulidae. Gene Ontology annotation, molecular function: alpha-galactosidase activity. The record is from RefSeq and is a predicted model, not a curated record. Gene Ontology annotation, cellular component: cytoplasm. The coding region runs from base 148 to 1431 and encodes 427 amino acids.
AAACUCUCAAGUAUCUUUCAGACAAACGUGUUCUAUGUAUUGAACUUUGUACCGGGAAUGUUUAUCAUAAAUAUUAUGCUUAACAGUUCAAGACGCUUUAGUUGUCGUUUAGGUUCAUAUCAACGACAGAAAACUCUUGUAUAAAAGAUGAAGCUGGCACCUUGUUUCGUCGUUCUGGCCUUUCUGGCAACAGCUUAUUCAUUAAACAAUGGACUGGCUGGAACCCCUCCCAUGGGGUGGUUGUCAUGGGAACGAUUUUUGUGUAACGUCGAUUGUGAUCACGAUCCACAAAACUGCAUCAGUGAACGACUGUACAAAGACAUGGCGGACCGAUUAGCACAUGACGGGUUUAAAGAGCUAGGAUACGAAUACGUUAACAUUGAUGACUGUUGGUCGGAUAAGAGUAGAGACCCCAAUGGUCAGUUGGUUGCUGAUCCGAAACGUUUUCCCAGCGGUAUUAAGGCCCUAGCCGAUUAUGUUCAUUCUAAAGGUUUGAAAUUAGGUAUUUACCAGGACUGUGGUAGUAAAACUUGUGCAGGCUAUCCAGGAAGCGCUGACCAUUUCGAGAUCGAUGCUCAAACGUUUGCUGAUUGGAAUGUUGAUAUGUUGAAACUAGAUGGUUGUUACGCUGAUCCUAAGGAUAUGGAUAACAUCUACCCUCAAAUGACCAAGGCACUGAACUCUUCUGGAAGGUCUAUCGUGUUCUCGUGCAGCUGGCCAGAUUACCAACGAGCUGAGGGAAUGAAGCCAAAUUACAAGCUAAUUGGUGAAAACUGUAACCUCUGGCGAAACUUUGAUGACAUUGCUGAUUCAUGGAAGAGUGUGCUCUCGAUCAUUGAUUACUAUGCAGCAAACCAGGACGACCUGAUAGCAGCAGCUGGUCCAGGGAAGUGGAAUGAUCCAGACAUGCUAAUCAUCGGUAACUUUGGACUAAGUUUUCACCAAGCGAAGGCCCAGAUGGCGCUGUGGGCAAUUUUUGCAGCUCCCCUUCUGAUGUCGAAUGACCUAAGAGCUCUUGAACCAAAAUUCAAAAUAAUUCUGACGAACAAGCACAUAAUUGGUGUGAAUCAAGAUCCACUUGGCCUUAUGGGAAGGAGAAUUUACAAUCAACAGAAUAUUGAAAUCUGGACUCGGCCUGUUACACCAACAAAAGACAGUUACUAUUCAUAUGCUGUUGUUUUCUUCAAUCGUCGAGAUAUGGGUAGUGCCGUUGAAGUCAAUACGACCAUGAGUGGAAUUGGCCUAAAUUACAGUGAGGGCUAUGAUGUUCAGGAUCUCUUUCGCUGGUGGAGAUCUCCAGUGCACUUGAAUCCUGAAGAUACUCUCAGUGUUAAAGUUAAUCCGUCAAGUGUUGUUAUGGUGAAGGCGAAAAUUUCUAAGAAAAAGACGAGAAACAUUCCUUACACUCGCACAGCAAUCUUUAAUUAUUAGUUUAUUGUAAUUAUUACAUCGAGUCUUACCUAUCACUUUGAGUUCUAUAAUCCCCUUUUAAAAUAAAUAUAGGUGUAUACAAGAUAUAUCAAAGACACGAAUGUUUCUUUGAAGAAAAAUAUAUAGUAUACUCAAGUUUGCUUAUGGUGCUAAACAGGAAUAAAAUUUCAUCUUUGUCAAACAUAAAAUUGUUUGUGAUUAAACAGUUGUAUUUUUUGAUAUAGCUUUAUAUUCUACGUUUCUGCAACUUAAUAUGUCGUAUAAAUGUAUAAUUUUCAGACAUUUAGUGAGCUUUUAAUAAUUUUUAGUAAUUAUGAAACUGAUAAAUAGCAGAUGGUAUCUGUGAAAGAUAAUUUUAUGACCACAAAAAACAUUUGUUCUUUGUAGUGAUUGUAUUACCAAUGUUUAAAAACUGUGAGGUGUGAUUUGUACAAAUACAAAUAUGAUUAGGUGUAUAAGAGAUGGUACAAAUAAAGCUGACAAGUAUUUUCAAUGUUCAA